CAAAGACAAGCUGGAGAAGACCCGCCGAGAGAGUCGGAGCGAACGAGAGGAGUUUGAGACCGAGUACAAACAGAAGUACGAGAGAGAGCGAGUGCUGCUGUCAGAGGAGAACAAGAAACUUUCCAGCGAACUUGACAAGAUGAUGUCUUCAUUUGAGAAGUUGAGCUGCAGUAACAAACAGCUGGAGGAGGAGAUGAGAGAACUGGCUGAUAAGAAAGAGAGUGUGACCCACUGGGAGGCCCAGAUCACAGAAAUCAUUCAAUGGGUCAGUGAUGAGAAAGACGCUCGAGGUUAUCUGCAGGCUUUAGCCACUAAGAUGACAGAAGAACUGGAAGGCAUGAGGAACGCCAGUCUGGGUGCACGUGCUACUGACAUGCCAUGGAAGAUGAGACGUUUGGCUAAGCUGGACAUGUCUGCGCGUCUGGAGCUGCAGUCUGCACUGGAUGGCGAGAUUAGAGCCAAACAAACCAUCCAGGAUGAGCUCAACAAAGUCAAGGCGUCACAUAUGGCCACUGAGUGGUAA
This is a messenger RNA of Sinocyclocheilus grahami, 523 nucleotides long. Its product is annotated as serine/threonine-protein kinase MRCK alpha-like. The record is from RefSeq and is a predicted model, not a curated record. Gene Ontology annotation, cellular component: cytoplasm; actomyosin; cytoskeleton. The transcript is spliced from 5 exons. Gene Ontology annotation, molecular function: ATP binding; protein serine/threonine kinase activity. Bases 140 to 523 code for a protein of 127 amino acids. Gene Ontology annotation, biological process: peptidyl-threonine phosphorylation; actomyosin structure organization. Lineage: Eukaryota; Metazoa; Chordata; Actinopteri; Cypriniformes; Cyprinidae.